Ornithodoros turicata is the source of this 3840-nucleotide messenger RNA. RefSeq lists its product as uncharacterized. The record is from RefSeq and is a predicted model, not a curated record. Lineage: Eukaryota; Metazoa; Arthropoda; Arachnida; Ixodida; Argasidae. The transcript is spliced from 15 exons. The coding region runs from base 100 to 2574 and encodes 824 amino acids.
UUUGUGUCUGCAGUUUCUUGCGUUUCUCACAGUUGAUCGUUACUGAUCAUACGUGAUACGAUAAGUGAUCGUGCUGUGAACGCUCACUGUUCGCCGAAUAUGCCUGGUUACGGAUGUCUGGUUGAAGGGUGUCCGAAUGCGGCGUACUCAUCGGAUAUUCGGUUUCAUGGUUUACCGAGUGACGACCAGCGGCGGCAGCAAUGGCUUGCGACAGUCCCGUCACGACUCUGGCAAGGUAGAAAGCUGGAGAACAUUCGGUUCUGUGAACGGCAUUUUACACCUUCCGACUACGUGAUGCACCCCUCUGUGUCACGACGACUCGGACUGCAGCGACAGAUGUACCGCCUGGAGAAGACGGCAGUUCCUUCUUUGAAUCUAGCUGCAGUUGCAGAGGCUGAUCGUCACAUGGAAGUCGAAGACUCUCAAGCUGACUGGCUGGAAGUGGUCACAUCUCGUGAGUCUCAUCAGACUACUACCACUAGCCAAGCUGCCUCAUUAGUGGAACUUUCCCACCUGGACCUUCCUGUUCGACAUGAGGAAACUGCAGGCGAUGCAAGUCCUUCUGACCUCGAGAUGGACUACUACGAUCUGGCAAUCCCACUUGAGCAUGAGGAAGUGGUAUCUGCCAGCCAUGACCUCCCAUGCUACUCAGGAGCUGCAUCUCCAACUAAGCACUGGGCAACGGCAGCACUAGAGGUCCCGGCUGAUCCCUCUGCACGUAUACUUGAGGGAACUGAGUACCAAAAGUGCCUCGGAUCAUGUGGUGCUUGUUGUACAAGACGGAAGGGAACAACAGUAGCUACACAGACAACAGCAUCGGACUUCAGAUCUGCUGGCUUGGUCAGCACCUCCACCCAAUGCAACAUGGAGCUGGAGCGGUUGGUAGCUCUAAGGUCGACCGCUGUGCAAACGGAUGACGCCACUCCUGCCAUGGCAGCCCCUCUGACAUCAUCACCAGUGCGUCCCCGUUCACAAGAGCUUCCACCAUGCCCAGAGUCUCCGAUCCUGCAUUCUUCACCAGCUGAGGCAGGUGGCAGUGAAGAUGAGGUCGAUGAAGGAGACCGGACAUAUUACCCUUCAAUGGAUGGGAGCACCUUAGAGGAGACACAAAGCGAGACAAAGCUCUACGAGGAGCCAAAAUACAUUGUUUUUGAGAGCUGCCUCACCGAGCUGUUCAAGACAUGCCGGGAGUGCUUCCAGCCCUGCAGAUGCUCCUUUACGACCAGUGGAACACUGGUGACAGUGCUGGCGGAGUGUCACCAGGGUCACACCUUUCAGUGGACGAGCCAGCCACACAUAGGCAAAAAGGCAGCAGGGAAUGCCUUGCUUUCUGCUGCACUUCUGUAUAGCGGCUCGAGCCCCACCUGCACUUUACGCAUGCUGAGGCAAAUGCGUGUCCAGGUGCUCACAGACCGCCAGUAUUACCGGUAUCAGGGUGCAUACCUAUUCCCUACGGUCAAUAAGGUGUACAAACAACAACAGGAGGGGCUCCUCGAGGACCUGGGCACCGACCCCACUUCUCUUGCCUCAGAUGGCAGGUGUGACUCGCCUGGCCACAGCGCAAAGUUCCUGACUUACAGCUUCUACUCUGAUAGGCUAAACAAAAUUAUACACUUUGAGCAAGUUCAGGUGAAGGAGUCCACGGAAGUGCAGGCUAGCAGCCAUAUGGAGAAGGAGGGUCUUGUGCGAGGACUGAAGUUUAUGGAGGACAACCAUGUCCAUGUGGCCUCUCUCACGACUGACCGGCACCCGGCCACAAAAAAGUACAUGCGCACCGCCAAGCCAGGCAUCAAACACUAUUUCGACGUGUGGCAUGUGUCGAAAGGCAUAAAGAAGAAGCUCUCAGCCUCCAGCAACACUGUAGCCACAAGGGACCUCAAACAGUGGAUACCAGCCACCGUCAACCAUAUAUAUUGGUGCGCUGCUGUGAGUGGUGGUGACGGUGACUUGCUGGCUGCCAUGUGGAAGAGCUCCGUAAAUCACGUGGCUAACAUCCAUGAGGGUCAUGACCCCAGCUACCCACGUUGUCUGCACAAGCCCAACCAGGAGUCAGCCUGGCUUCAGCCUGGAUCUGUAGCACAUGCAAAGUUCAAGGCCAUUGUUACUGCUCCCCUCCUGCUGAAAGAUAUACCCCAACUGUCCCCUGCCACGCAGACAUAUGGCCUAGAAAGUUUCCAUAGCGUGCUCAACAACUUCGCACCAAAGUCAACGGCAUUUUCCCCUGAAGGAAUGUUGGAGCGAACAUCCCUCGCCAUUCUCCACUUCAAUGAAAAUUCCUGCCGCAAACAAGCACAGACUUUGACUGCUGAAGAGCGUUGGAAACUGAAGGUGCCAAAAGGCAGGGGAGGGCACAUCAUUGCAUGCCCAGUGAAGGAGGAUGCAACAUUCAGUUAUGUUGACAUCCUCCUCGACGAGACACUUCUAAGAUGCUCCUCCCUACCUUCAUUUAAAGCAGCACUUGAGGAAGCAACCCCACUUGCCACCCCACCAAUGACCUCUGACACCUACCCACGACAACGCCGGGAGGACAUCAUUGAGGCCCGCAAGAGCAGAUUCGUGCAGCAUCCCCAGUGAUGGCUUGGCCAACAGAUAUGAGCUGGCACUGGCAGCACCUCAUGACAUGACUACGUCUGUUUUUUGUUUUUUUCUUUACUUCACUGUAAGAUGCUGCGAAGCAACUAUGGUCAUUAGCGGCAGAUAGAUGGGGACAGGUGGACAGCCAGCAGCAGAAGGGAAGGGAGUAGGGAAAUAGAGGGAAGGAUAAAAUGUAUCAUAAUUUGAUGAAGUUAUUGCUAGAUGCCGGGUUCAUCAGCAUUACAGGAGUACAGAGGGCCAUCAAAAAAAAUUUCAGAUUAAGACAUCUGAUAAAUGUGUGUGUGCCACUAUACCGAAAAGUGCAAAAGGUUUUGAUGUAUGCCAUUUGUUUCCCAGAAAAAAAACUCACAUAAACAUAGCUCCGCGCGUUCAUCCUUAACUCGCCACUCCAGCUAUAACGAGGAUGAGGAGGUAAUGAUGAGUAAACCUGUUUUGCCAAUUCUCCCGGAGAAUUGGGGAUAGAAGGAGCGGCCGAAGCAUUACAGAGCAAGGAGAAAGGCUUUAUCAGAACCCCGAACAGCCGAGUAGCAGACAACAUUUCUCUAGGCCAAUCAGCAAGCCUUCUCCUUAUAGCGUCAGUGCGAGUUUCCAGGCAGAUCACAGGCUGGUACUGCUCUUCACCACCGUUGCGCAUGGUCGCUUUUUGCGGCGUAUUUUAAAUUCAGUUUCUGCGAUAAUUAUGAAUCUGUGGUGGAAAUUACUUCGCAUGGUGCAUCUUACUGGCCUACUUAACAGUUUUAUAGGAAGAAAACUGGGUGUAAAAAUGACUUCUGUGCUACUUUAAUGGAUGGUUCAAUAGGCAUGCAAACAUACAUAGGAAUUCCUCAAUAUAUGUGCUCAAAAUGCACUUUAGAAUCACAAGUGACUGUGCUGAGUCUGCGGAAAAUGCUUUCUGCAGACUCAAUCCUUUAUCAAAGUUUAAUCGUUCACUCAAAAUUUUACCAAGGUCUCUUAGGAGCACAAAAACUGGAAAAACUAAUCUCCUGAAGCUCUAAUAACAUACUGAUCAAAGUAAUUGGUGAAAAGUAAUGUAGUUACUCAGUAUGUACAAGCCUGGCACGUAAUAAUUUUGCACACUCAUUACGUUUCAUUGUAGCAUUUUUGUGAAAUCUGCCACAUAUGAUGUCGCAGUAGUGGUGACAAAGAUGAUGGGCUUCACUUUUGUUGUUACAUGCGAGAAGGCAGCUGUACUUUGUAAUCACUAAUACUUUGUCAUUUUGUAUAAAAUUCUUGUGGAUAUUUGGA